Molecule: messenger RNA, 1503 nt
Organism: Armigeres subalbatus
Lineage: Eukaryota; Metazoa; Arthropoda; Insecta; Diptera; Culicidae
Exons: 1
Coding region: 1-1503 (500 amino acids)
Biological process (GO): DNA integration
Molecular function (GO): nucleic acid binding
Source: RefSeq, a predicted model, not a curated record
AUGCAACACCUGAAGAGAGAGAGAGAGAUAAAUUCAAAGGCAUUAACCGUCGAAGAACUUGCCAAUGCGAACACAAUCUUAAUCCGUUUUGCCCAACAAGAUGCGUUCAAGGAAGAACUCAGAGAACUGCUUCGAGGAAAGCCACUCCCAAAACAUUCAUUCACUCGGCGUCUGCACCCGUUCAACGACCCAAUGGGAAUCAUGCGAGCAGGUGGUCGGCUUAAUCUAUCUCAGCUGCCUUACCAAUCGAAACACCCUGUCCUCCUCCCUAAGAACCAUCCGUUGUCCCAGCUCAUCGGCGAGCAUUUCCACCGCCAAUUGCUUCACGGCGGCGGGCGUCUUCUGCUGUCCACGAUCCGUGAGGAAUAUUGGCCACUUAAUGGCAGGAACCUCGUCAAAAGCAUCGUCCGGCACUGCUUCCGCUGUACACGUCAUCGGCCGGUCCUAGCACGGCAACAAAUCGGUCAAUUACCAUCCUCGAGGGUUACCCAAAGUCGUCCAUUCUCAAUAACAGGUGUGGAUUACGCAGGACCAAUUUAUCUGAAGCCCAUACACAAGCGUGCUGCCCCUGCCAAAGCUUACUUGUGCGUUUUUGUCUGCUUCGCCACCAAGGCCGUGCACUUGGAAUUCGUGGGGGAUCUCUCAACUCCAGGGUUUUUGGCCGCCCUACGCAGGUUUAUUUCUAGAAGGGGAGUCCCAAACCACAUCCAUUCGGACAAUGGAAAGAAUUUCGAGGGCGCAAAGGGGGAGCUCGCAGAACUGUUCGCCCGAUUCCGCAGCGAAAGGGAUCAAGUAGAAAUUACCUCCGCCUGCGCACCGCAUUUUGGUGGCCUUUGGGAAGCCGCGGUCAAAAGUGCCAAAAAACAUUUAUUCAGACAACUCGGUAGUACUCGUCUCACAUUCGAGGGCUAUUACACGGUGCUAACACAAAUAGAAGCCAUGAUGAAUUCUCGUCCUCUGCUGCCCAUCUCCGACGACCCGAACGAUCUGGCUGCGCUGACACCAGCGCACUUCCUCAUCGGAACAUCGUCCACCGCCUUGCCCGACCCAGAUUAUCAGCAUCUCCCGACUGGCUUGCUCGGAACGUAUCAAAACUGGCAGCAGCUCGUCCAAAAAUUCUGGGUCCAUUGGAAGAGAGAAUAUCUGCAGGAGCUGAUGCGCGAUACAAAAUAUGCAGCUUGCAACAAUCAAAUUCAUCCUGGUCGCCUGGUCAUCGUUGCGGAUGACUCACUACCAGCAAUCCAUUGGCCACUUGCCCGCAUCGUCGCCGUACAUCCUGGAAGAGACGAUUUAUGUCGCGUCGUUAGUCUUCGAACAGCGAAGGGAAUAAUAAAACGUACCAUCAACAAAAUAUGCCUCUUGCCGCUUGCUGAUCAUCCCGAAGAAGUUCAACGAAGCGAAACAACAUCAUGCCUGGUACCGCAAUCCGCGGCAGUUUUCGAUGAAUUCCAACGAUGUAGCACCAGAAAUCCAACCAACAAUCCACAUGCCAGCGAUUUGUGA